AGAAGCGGACAAUAUCGUAUUGGAUUCAUUCACGUAUAUUUUGCAAUAUAUAUAUUUAGCUUAUUAAAGAAAAAAAUCUGAGAAAAAUUUAAUGAAAUGUCAAGGCACUCUAGAAAUAAUGUUGGAUCUUUAUUAUUAUCAGAUCAGGAAAAUGAAACUAUAUUUAACACCCUAGGACGAGGAUGUGUAACGUUGGCGACAGCUGUUGUUCAACUAUAUCUCGCUGAUUCUGAUAACACACAAGAAUGGAACAAGAUAUGUUGCGGCGUUGCUUGCUUUGUGAAGGACAACCCCAACAGAUCUUUCUUCAUCUGUAUCUACGACAACACGAGUCAGCAGAAGAUGUGGGAACAGGAGCUUUACAUCCAAUUCAAAUACCACACACCAAGAGAUUUCUUUCACACAUUUGAAGCAGAUGACUGUCAGGCCGCCCUGAACUUCGCAAGUGUUGAUGAGGCAGAAAUGUUCAUGACGGCAAUUCAGCAGAAAAUUCUAGAUAGACACAAUAAACGAAUUCAGAAGAGGAAGCUUCAAGAUGGCGGAAAUCGCAUCACUCCACCUCAACAACACGGAAACACUAUGCUCAUGAACCCAGCACCGCAGCUGCCGAUAUCAACCAAAAAAUCAGGAAAUUUGAAAUCAAAAUCAACUGACAAAGGUAAAGGUAAAGGAAGAAAGAAACUCACAAAAGCUGACAUCAGCACACCAACUGACUUUCGGCAUGUCGGCCAUGUUGGAUGGGACCCCAACUGUGGACUUCAGAUGGAUAAACUGGACCCACAGAUGAAAGCUUUAUUUAUGGAAAUAGGCAUAGAUGAACAGUCACAGGUGGACGAAGAUACGGUUAACUUUAUUUAUGAUUUUGUAGACAAGCAUGGCGGACUAAACGCGGUAAAAGAAGAUCUUGCCAGACGAAAACCAGAACCGUCUGCCCCUAUAGACUACUCAUCUUCAAACAGAAACCAGGGGUCAUCUUUACCAUCCAAACCAAAUUUUGCGCCACCGAAACCUCCAUCUAGCAGAUCAGCGCUGCCUCCUAUACCUCCAUCCAGAGCUGGCCAUUCGAGCAGCGUCUCAAAGGAAGGUGUCCCACCUGCUCCUCCUCUACCUCCGUCUGCACCACCAGCGUAUUACGCCCCGCCUCCUCCUCACUCGAAACCAAGUAACGAAAGUCGAUCCCCUCCUGUUUGUUCAGGUAGAUCAGGCCUUCUUGAUGACAUUGUGAAAUUCAAAGGUUCUGCGCUGAAACCAGUCGACCAUAGUCAGGUAGAGCGAUCUGCGGCUCCCGCGGUAGAAGCUACGGGUGGUAUUGCUUCUGCGCUUAUGGAUGCCCUGAACAAAAGAAAACCUGCAUUGCAAUGUUCAGAUGAUGAUGACGAAGAAAGUGAUGAUCUUGAUGAUGACGACGAUGAAUGGGAUGAUUAGUGGAUUUUACUAACAUACAUAAACAUUUUCUAUCUGAUUUCCCGAUAUGAAGUGGCCAUUAACAAUGAUAUAACACAUGAAAUUUUAUGUCCAUUACUACAUAUACAUAAAACUAAAAUGUAUACUCAAUA
Ruditapes philippinarum (Manila clam) is the source of this 1556-nucleotide messenger RNA. RefSeq names its product actin nucleation-promoting factor WASL-like. Gene Ontology annotation, molecular function: small GTPase binding. The transcript has 10 exons. Lineage: Eukaryota; Metazoa; Mollusca; Bivalvia; Venerida; Veneridae. The record is from RefSeq and is a predicted model, not a curated record. Gene Ontology annotation, biological process: regulation of Rho protein signal transduction; actin filament organization. Bases 97 to 1425 code for a protein of 442 amino acids.